This is a messenger RNA of Danio rerio (zebrafish), 1852 nucleotides long. The record is from RefSeq and is a predicted model, not a curated record. NCBI's taxonomy places the organism in Eukaryota, Metazoa, Chordata, Actinopteri, Cypriniformes, Danionidae.
CCAGCCUAGGCUGGUUUAAGCUGUUUUUUUCAGUAGGGAUAGCAUUUAUUAAACAUAUUUUAUAUAAUUUUUGUCACUUUUGAUCAGGUUAUUGCAUCCUAGAGUUUUAACCCAAUUUUGGAAUAACAUUUUUAAUUCAACUGUUGGGCUUGCCGCUUGUCCAUAUUUGACCCAACAGGUGGGUUAAAACAUGCACAGUAUUAAAAAAAUGCUGUGUUUUCAUAACUAAACAUUGGACAAAUAUGGACAAAUACAAUUCAUCAAUUAAGUUUAAAUUGCACUGUAACACAAUGGUUGAUUUUGUCCAUAAUUGACCCAACAAUUGUGUUAAAAAUGUAAAACAAAUUUAAUUUAAAAGAUGAAUUAGCAUGUAGCCAGCAUUUAUUGAGUGGAAUUUGAGUUGGGUUUGUUCAUACUUGACCCAAAGCUGGGUCAAAACAACCUUGCAUUUUUAGUGUAAUUAAAAGUAACCUCUCACCAUUGCCAAUACAAAAAAAAAAUGCAGGGUUGUUCAACUCAACAUUUGGUUCAUCCAUGUUUGACCCAACAACUGAGUGUAACGGAGGCCAGCUAGUAAACUCUGUGCAGGUAAACCUCACUCCUCUGACCUCUAAUAUUGCUCUAGCGACAUACAUUAGAGUCUAUAGCCUUUAGCCUCGUUGGUAGAGCAACCAACUUCCAUGCGGAAGGUCGCCAGUUCGAUAUCAGCUCAGAGCGGGUUGGGUGGCGUAGGAUCGGCGGAGUGACAUGGGCUAUAAAUGUCAUUGAUAUUUCAUUUUUAAAAAAACAUACCCAACAUGAGGCUCAUAUUUGUCCCUAACACGGGUAAAAACAACCCAGCAUUUCUAUAGUGAAUAAUACCGUUUAACUAUUAAUGUAUUUUUUGUUUUUGCAGAUUCCUAGUUAAAGUCCUGCAUGAUGUCAGAGUUCCCAGAAUCCAGUGACUCUGAGUUCCCGUACUCGUUCUCUGCUGACGGCCGGCUGCGACACACACACACCGGUGAGCCAUACCGCUUCCAGUUCCACCUACGGGACGCUCUGCAGACGGAGACAGAGCAGCGUAGACUCUGCAGAUUCCUGACGCAGCACGUUUACACACUCCUGCAGCAGAACUUUCAGAUGCGUCUGGAGGAACACUGCUCUGUGUUCAUGACCCCCGGAGCCCUGGAGCAUGCUGGGUGUUUGCUGCUGCUCCUGCAGGACCGGGGAACAGUGCGAGGUGGACUCUGGAGCUGGAAGAUCACGGCUCACGAGGGCUUGGAGACCGGCAGUCAGAUCCCGUAUUUGCGCUGGGCUCUGAUGGAGAACUACGCCGUCAUCAUCAUGAACCCCAAUGGAGAUCUGCACAACAAGACGCCGGAGGAGCAUGUGUCUGAGGUGUGGCGGCGUCUGGUGUGUGUGAGCGCAGCGCAGCAUGUGUUUGUGGUGGCUCAUGGAUAUGGAGGUCUGGCGUUUGUGGAUCUGCUGUGCUGCCGGAUGGAGGAGGUGCAGCGGCGGGUCACAGCCGUGGCCUUUCUGGACUCCAGUCACAGUCUGUGGCAUCAGCCGCUGGGGAAAGCCGGACGAGACUGGCUAAGGUGUCACUCCAGGACGUGGAUCUUGAGCACUAAAGCCCUGAACCGCUCGGUGGGCUCGCUGAAGGCCGGAUGCACACAGAUCUCUGCCGGGACUCAGUGUCACGACUCCGCGCCCGCCGUCUGCAUGGAGUCUGUGUUUCGCUUCUUCAGCAAAACCAUCAAACCCAAAGCCACACCGACACCGUUCGAGAUCAUCACCCGCAGCAGGAGCCGCUCACACGACCACAACAACAACAACAAACACUGAGAGUGAAUAAAGCACCAUCUGCAUCACA